UUCUCAUGGGGUUUGGUGACAGAGAGAAAAAUAGGGAACGUCAUCAGACUUAUCCUAAAAGGAUCCUCUUUUUGUUUCAGUCACCUUUACUCAACCCCGCUCGUGUCGUGAGUCACGUUUUUCUUGUUUCUACUCAACAUUUGUGUUUAUUUCCUCCUACAAAAUACUCCAACUGGUGCCCGGGUCCUUGCUGGAGAUGAGGUGGUUUUCCGCUGCAAGUUGUCCUAUUGACCACUAGAUGUCCUCCUCCCCAUCAUGACGGCUGCCGGCUCAACUGCAACCCGGGAUUCUGUUGUUGCGCGAACGCACACACGCGCACACGCGCACACGCCCUGCUCUUAUUGACCACGCCCCUCUCGUGAAUAAUUCAUCACCGUCGACCGGAGGAGACUCGUGCCAACGGAGCCUCUCAGACGUCAGCUCGUGCUCACCGGAGGAAGGGAAAUACUGGUCCUAAAAUCACCCUCCGUCUAGUGAUGAGGAGACGCUAAUAUCCGGUACCGAAUGGGGAACUGGGAAGAGUGGGAAUCCGCCUCACGCACAACGACCCCGUUGGUUUCCACCGGGAAUUUACGAAGGAGAACUCACCGAGGCUUUGAUAUCAGCCCGACCGUCCCCGACCUUUAUCUGCCGGUCUGACAUUAUUCUUAUCGCCGGUGAUCUGAGGGAAAGCAAACACUCAAGAUGCCAUGUCAGGAAAAUUGUAGCUGCCUCUUGUCAUUCAGCAACAUAGACAACACACGGAGAAGGUAAAGUUUCUGGAGGACACAUAGUGCAGACUGAGACAGGAGAAAAGUAAUAACCAUGCUGCUGUAAUCACCGGUGGUCGACAGAGGGGGACAGAGAAGCUGUUAACAGGAAGUCUGUGUGUGAGCUGUUGGGGUGAGCAGUCAUGUUCCGAAACAGCCUGAAGGUGCUGCUGGGAGGCAAAAGCCGCAAGAACAACAACAGUGGUGGUGGUGGCAUUGAGUCAGAGGGGUCAGAGGUCAGGAUGAUGGAGGGAUUCACCCGUUCGCUUCCCUCCUCUCCGCUCCUCAACCUUCGGCUGGCUAAAAGAACUGGUGAGGAGGAGUUAGGACCUCCCCCCUCAGUAGAUGAGGCGGCUGAUGCUCUGAUUACCAGGUUGGGCUUCCUGCUGGGGGACAAGAUAAUCAGUGGAGAGCCAGGGUCCCCUUACCACCCCCAGGAUGAUGGACAGAGGAUCUCUCCUUCCUCCAGUCUGGCCAGUAGCAGCACCUCCCCCUGCUCCACACUGCAGCCUCCUGCUGGAGGAGAAGGCAACAACAACAACAAGCAUGCAUCCUCCAACCAGGCCUCUGUCACCUCCCCCACCUCAACACUGGAAAGCAGAGACAGCGGUAUCAUAGCCACGUUGACCAGCUAUUCUGCAGAGUCGGCAGCGGAGCAUGACAACAGCACCAAAUACCCUGGCGAUGGCUGCCAUGGGAGCAGCCUCAACCUCUGGCAGCAGGGGGGCCGGCCGGUGGUGGCCUCCACCUCCUCUUCCUGUAUGGCAGCAACGGGAAACACGAAUGAUGGCUUUCUGUACAGGGUGGACGACAACAUGGCCGCCUCCACUUACAGCCUCAACAAACUCCACCCAGACCGAAGCCAUGGCGCUGCCUACUCUUCGGGCUCCACCCACUCCAUACCUCUCUACCUCAUGCCCCGCCCAAAUUCAGUUGCUGCCACUAGUUCUGCCCACCUUGAAGACCUAGCCUAUCUGGAUGAGCAGCAGAGACACAUCCCUUCAAGGACGUCCCUCAGAAUGCCCAGACAGAGUUCUGGGAGUCGUAGUCAACAGGACCACAGAGUUCGCUUCAUUCCCUCUCUCAACCUGAAGCCCCUCCACUUUGAGGUCCCCGGUCUCUCAUCUAAUUGGCUGUUCAGCGGCAGGGAGUGGCUCUUUCAGGAAGUGGAUGCCUGUCUCUGCAGGGAUGACCCAUCAACCAGUCAGGGUGUGGUCAUCGUCGGCAACAUGGGCUUCGGCAAAACGGCCAUCAUCGCCCGUCUGGUGGCGCUCAGUUGUCACGGAAACCGAAUGUGGCCAACUGCUGCCGGAAGCGAGACCAUUCCCAAGCAUGUGGCACCUGUUUCUUUCUCCAACGAUUCCCUGGGAAGAGGAGGAGGAAGAGGAGAUGAAGGAGGAGGAGGAAGCUGUCCAGGAACUCCAGAGCUCAAGAGGAGACAGGAGGAGGCGCUGAGGAAGCUUGCAGGACAGGUAGUCUCAUAUCAUUUCUGUCAGGCUGAUAACUGUCACACCUGUCUGGUUCCGGAGUUCGUCCACAACAUGGCGGCGAUGCUAAGUGGUGCCCCUCAACUGCUGGCCUAUCGGGAGCUGCUACACCAGUCGCCACAGCUGCAGAGCACGCUCAGUCUGCGCUCCUGCAUCCAGGAUCCGAGCUCUGCCCUCCAGAGAGGAAUACUGGAACCGCUGGACGCUCUCUACAGAGAGAGGAAGUUGCAUCUGGAAAGGGCGGGGCUUAUUAUACUGAUUGACGGGUUAAACGAAGCAGAAUUCCACCGGCCAGACUACGGCGACACACUGACUUCCUUCCUGUCCCGAAACAUCCAGAAAUUUCCUUCCUGGCUGAAGGUCAUUACCACUGUCAGGACCAGUCAGCAGGACACCACUCGUUCUCUACCUUUUCACCGCAUCUCUCUAGACAAGAUAGAGGAGAACAACGCCAUAGACCAGGACCUGCAGGGUUACCUGAUGCAGCGUAUCCACGGCAGUGGUGAGAUCCAGAGCAACGUGUCGCUGAGCAAUGGUCGACCUGACAACACGGCGCUCACCAAAUUGAUUAGCCACCUGAAGAGCCUGAGCAGAGGCUCAUACCUCUACCUGAAGCUGACCCUGGACCUGAUAGAGGGAGGGUACCUGGUCCUUAAGAGCUCCAGCUUCAAGGUGGUUCCUGUGAGUCUAGCAGAGGUCUACCUGCUGCAGCUCAACAUGCGGUUUCCCACCCAGUCAUCCUUUCAGAGAGUUCUGCCACUGCUCAACGUUACGGCGGCAUCGCUGCACCCACUGACCGACCACCAGCUGUUUGAGGCGGUGAAUGCGGGCGCUCUGACUGGAGGAACGCUGCACUGGGCCGAGUUUGCACAGCGGCUGGAGCAGCUCUCCCCUUUUCUGCUGAGGCGGAGCGACGGCAGCUGGAUGCUGAACCACGCCUCCUUCAGGGAGUGGCUGGUUUGGAGGGAGGAGGGGCAGGACGACAGGUUCCUCUGUGACCCCAGGAGUGGUCACACUCUCCUGGCCUUCUGGCUCUGCAGACAGGAAGGGAAAUUGAAUCGACAGCAGACACUGGAGCUGGGACAUCACAUCCUGAAGGCUCACAUCUACAAGGGUCUGAGUAAGAAGCUUGGGGUUUCCUCCUCAGUUAUGCAGGGGCUGUGGCUGUCCUACAGCACGGAGAACCUGAGCCCUGCUCUCUCGUCUCUGCGCAACCUCUACACCCCUAACAUCAAGGUGAGCAGGUUGCUGAUAAUGAGUGGGGCUGAUGUGGAUUGCCAUAGUGAUGUCCUUAACAACGCCCCCCUGCUGUGUGUCCACUCCCACCUGGGCCACAAUGAUGCUGUGGCGCUGCUGCUCGACCACGGAGCUCAGGUGGAUGCUCGGUCGCACGACGGUUUGACUGCACUGGGAUUCGCUGCUGCAGCUGGACAUCUAGACAUCGUCAUCAUGCUGAGUCAGCACAGAGCCAAGGUGGGUCAUGUGGACAGCUCAGGUCAGUGUGUGCUGGUGCACGCGGCUCAGCGAGGCCACCUCAAGGUGCUGCACUUCCUGUUGAAGCGUGCAGACUGGAGCUGCACUUCCUGCUGUAGUCAGAGGGGGGCGAGCAAGAGCCAGGCACUGCAGCAGGCUCUGAUUGCAGCAGCCAGCAAUGGCCACACAGAGAUCGUGUCAUACCUACUGGAUCUUCCAGAGGAAGACGAGGAAGAGGAGGAGAGACCUGAGAUCAACACUUUUGACAGUCUCUGGGGAGAGACAGCUCUGACAGCGGCAGCAGGAAGUGGUAGGCUGUCUGUAUGCAGGCUGUUGUUAGACCAGGGGGCUGCUGUUGAGCAAGGCAACAGGCGAGGUGUGGCUCCGCUCUUCAGCGCUGUGAGACGGGGCCACUGGCAGGUGGUGGAGUUAUUGCUGGAUCAGGGGCUGGAGGUGAACAUGGUCGACCAGCAGGGUCGAACAGCUCUAAUGACGGCAGCCUCGGAGGGACAUAUGCCCACCGCCCAGCUGCUGCUGAACCAUGGAGCCUCUCUGGACCAGACCGACAGGGAGGGGUUAACGGCACUGAGCUGGGCAUGUCUGAAAGGCCAGCUCCUGUUGGUCAGAGAGCUGGUGGAGAGAGGUGCAGCCACAACUCACGCUGACCGCAGUGGACGGACACCUCUGGAUCUGGCUGCCUUUCGCGGUGACCCAGAAGUGGUGCGAUACCUGGUGGAACAUGGCGCGUCGGUGGAACAUGUCGAUUGCAGCGGGAUGCGUCCUCUGGACCGAGCAGUCGGCUGCAGAAACACUUCAGCAGUCAUCGCUCUGCUCAAAAAGGGAGCCAAGAUAGGACCGGCGACCUGGGCCAUGGCAACCUCUAAACCAGACAUCUUAAUGGUCCUGCUCAGUAAAUUGAUCCAAGAGGGAGAUAAACUGUACAAGCAAGGUAAAGUGAGGGAAGCUGCUCACUCCUACCAGUCGGCGCUCCAGAAGUUUCCAGGAGAUGAGCUGAAGACAUUCAGACAGCUGAGAGUGUGUGUGCUGCUCAACCUGUCACGGUGCCGCCGCAAGAUGAAUGAUUUUGGCCUCGCUGAGGAGUUUGCUACCAAAGCACUAGAACUAAAAGCAAAAUCCUAUGAGGCCUUUUAUGCCAGAGCCCGGGCCAAACGCAGCCGCAGACAGUUCCACGCAGCCCUGGAGGACCUGGUUGAGGCCAGCCGCCUGUGUCCAUCCAACCGAGAGAUCCAGCGUUUGCUGUCCCGGGUCAAGGAAGAGUGUCGGCAGGUUUCACAACAACAAGACUCUCCCCCUCCUUCAUCACAGCAUGUUUAUCAACAGAGUGUGUCCAUCAAUGAGGCCAGGUGCAGAGAUUCAGGUUGUCUGCAGGUGCAGGACAGGGAGGGGUUUACCGCGGAGGAGGAGGAAGAAGAGAAGGAAGGGGACAGGUGUUACCGGGAAGGAGCUCCUCCUCCACACUUCUCCUCCUUCCACCCUCCACCUGUGGUUCAUAGUCUUGACACCCACUGCCACCCUGGGGUGUCGUCACCCUCCUCCCUCUCACCCACUCACCUGUAUCAUCACCUCUCGAGUCCUGUCCACUCCCCCUCUUCUUCUUCACCCUGUCACUCUGCUCCUCCUCCUCCUUCCUCUUCCUAUCACCAUUUCAGCCCUCCUCCCUCCCCAGUGCAGCAUCAGCAGCAAGCCAGCCCAAUGUCGGAAAGUAUCCCUGCAUUGUCAGGAACUGGAGGUGUACACCACUAUCCGCAUCCCAUCUCAGCCCUCCUCCACUCAGACCAGAAACUGGCAGUGCAGCAGCACCACUAUCUGUCCGAUCAGAGAUCCUUCCAGAAGCAGAACCCUGCCCAAGGCCAGUGGCUCCAACCAGCCAAAGUCCAGGUUUUCAGAACCAGUCAGCCCAGUUCCUCAUCCCACUCCAGCAUGGUUUUGGGAAGUUCUGCUUACUCGCAAUUUGCCAAUCUGCCCCAAGAACUGGCCGAACUGGGGGAGGGAAUUUGUUCCAGUCCCCUAGAUGUGAGGCCUAGCCUGCAGGUCCAGGCUGGUCUGAAUUCUGGACCAUCAUAUCCUCGAGAUGAUGUGGAUGUUGACUUGGUUUGCCAGUCGAGACCUGCAUCUGCCUAUGGGAGAGGAGCAGGAGGGGAGAGGGCGGGGAAAAACCGAUUUGCCCAGCCCCAUCAGUUUGGCCUUAACCAAUCCAAAGCAGCUUACUACCCCAUGGAAGUUACAGAGACUACAAUGGGACCCCCUGAUACCCUCCCGUUAUUGCAUGAUUCUCAAUACCAUCACCAGGGUGGAUUACGACGCCCGUUCAGCGCCCACCCAACCUCAUCCUCUGCCUCCUCCCCUAGGCCUCUCAUCCAGAGUGUAAGUGUCCGCUUCUCCACCAGCAGCGGCAGCCUCUCUAGCGGGCAGCCCACUAAUCAUGGCUCAGGCUUCAGAACGUCAGCCUCCACCCAGCACAUGGAUGUACCUUCAGAUCUGGCCUCUGUGGGAGGGGUUACUGGUUACCAUGAUGAUCUCUUUCUGAUCUCCUCUCCUCAGUCAGAAAUAUGUAAGGUAGGAGGCGGGACCUAUCCUGGAGAGGUGGGCCGGUCAUCUAGAAGCACUCCUUUCAUGGGCGUUAUUGACAAGAAAGUGAGGGUGCACCAACAGUAUCCGCAACAAGCUCCUUCCAGUUCCUCAUCCUGUCUCAGCCCCUCUCGCUCCUGGGCCGUGUCUUCAGUGGACAUGGUGGUCACCUCGCCUAGCAAAACCCCCACCAAUCAAGGAGGCUUAUGUCAACCAAAGCCCUCCUCAAUUGCCUACCACAACCGUAGCAACAACAACGCCCACAAUGGUCACCUCCUCCAUGACAACCAGCUCGACUACUAUGAGGCUCUGCCGGGCAGCGGCCCUCAGGGUGAAGGCUCGAUGCAGGUUGCCAAUCACAAUUCCUCUUACCUUGACGUGAAGCUGGCCCGAACGCUGCCUGUGAUUAAUAGCUGCUCAGACAGACCGACUGAGAGAAAGACAGGACCUACCGCUCCUGUCAAACCAAAAAGACCCUUUGUUGAGUCAAAUGUAUAGAGAAAAGUUUAAAUGUUAAGUAAGACACAAGGGAAGAGGUUUAAGGAAGAGUGGUUGAAAAAGAUUCACUGAUGCGAUGGUAUUAUCAAGGCCGGGCUAUGCUUGAAAUGAACUGAAUUGAGUUGUUCUACGUGUAGUUUGUACGACGUGUAGUUCUACAACAUUCAGAGGUGAUGCAAUAAUAGUUGGUGGUUGUACACACUGUAAUACACUUGAAAAAUGAUUGAAGUCGUUUGUUUGUGUACUUUGUUGGACGCACAAAGAGAGCUUGGGAGAACAGUUCAAAUCCUGGCUAUGUUUUCACCUGGUCAAAUGUGGCGUGAAGUGGGCAGGCUUGUUGGAUUGUCGUUUUCGAAAAGACAAGCACUUCAUGUAGAGAAGGAGGGGAAAAAUGUAAGUUCUGAAGAACUUGAUCUUUUGUUCUGAGACAAGCGACAGCUCCCGGCAUCACAAAGCACAACAAGGAAGAGGAAGAUUGAGAAAAUAAAUAAAUAAACACAAAAUAGACACCAAGUGUCACCAAAAAAUCCCUCCUUCCUUCCCUGGUCAUCUCUGGCUUACAGUACAUUUCGGAACUGAUGUCUGUGGAUGCCCAUAUUGCACUGCUCUGGAGUUUUUCUGCCAAGUUCAUGUAUGCAACUCUAGAUGGUGACAUCCAGUCAGGAGAGGACAGGAGAGACACAAAAGCACCACCUUAACCUACGUGUGCUGUUGACACCUUUAAUGAAGAUUUUCAUUUCAAGUUUGAAGCGCUUAAAUGAUACAACGUUUGGAAACCUGGAUACAUCCAGGCUCUAUAACUUGUGCCAGGCAGAUGCCGGUCAGUGACCCAGUCGUAAGCCAUAGUUUCAGAAACUAGGAUGAUGCUGUCAUUGAACGAGCACUGACUUGCGGUUUAUAAAACAAAAGUAAGUGAUAUUUAUCUUUUUUAAGUUAUGUCUGUGUUAAACUAUAUAAAUAUUGUUUCAUUCCUUUUGGAUUUUCCUUUUCAUUUUUUUGAGGGUUUUUCACUCCGAACAUAGAAGUGGAAACUUUCUUCUCCAGGAACCGAAAAACAAGAGCAACAUUUAAGUUCAGUUUUUCUCAGUUCUGGGUUAACAUCAGUUCCCGCUCUUGUACGAUGGCAUCACUCUAUAAAUGACAACUACCUGGAGAAAUGCCUCUUAAGAUUUUUGGAUGUUUUUACUUCAGGUAGAUUUUCAUUUUUGUUUUUUCUAUGAAGGCAUUUUGUACUCUGUAGUCAUAUCGGUCCUAAUUUAUGCAAACCACAUUUUUCCUGACUGACAUACCAGGGCUCCUUACACUCGUUGCCAUGGAAACGCUCCUCCUACUGCCUGUAAUUCAGUAAAAAAAGCCAACCGGCCGUUUGCUAAACCCCUCCCCUGAACGGUGACUGUCCAGCUUGGUAACCAGAAACAGCGUGGCCUGACGAGGUCUGGACUUUUCCGUCACGUUGAAGCGGUGCGCAUGGGGCUGAAGUAGAAUCGGUCCCUCGCAUUUAAAGACCUUUGAUGUCUUUUUCUUUUAGCCUUUUCAAGAACAAAAACACGAGAGCAAAAAGUCAGAAAUGGAUUCAUGUGUAAUGUGUUUGUGUUAAUCUGCUCUAACGUAAGCUACAAUCAUUAGCACGUCUGGCUAACUAGCAUACUAACUGCAGUAAUAACCAAGUAUUGCUUUCAAGGCCAAGGAGCUCAUCGUCAGCUGACUACGUUAGUUUGUUGGGCAACAGGUUGUGUAAAAGAAGCUCUUUUUCACCCCUGGCGAACCCGUUGUGUAGUGUUUCCCCAUUGGGGGCUGGUCCUGGAUACUAUCAGAGUGUAGGCUAAGGUUCACAGCUCUGUUCUGCUCCUUACUGUAUUUUGUGAAGCCUACACUCUGGCAAGUCCAGCCCAAGUUGUGAGCUGAGAUAGUGUACCUGUACAUUUGCCAAACACAUAAUUUUGUCCUCAUAAUAAUAGUCCUGUAACGCUAAAAGUGAAAACAUAUGGUUUGAAAAUAUGAAAACAGGCAAACAGAGAUAUUUUUUCUUCAGUUCUUUAGCACAAUAUAAUGUAUGUAGCUAUCAAGUGUAUUUUAAGACCCCUUUUACAAACUUCUAAUUUUAAAACGAUUCUACUAGAAGCAUUAAAAAGUCAACCACAGACAGCGUUUUCAGACAACUCAUGGAACCCAAUGUUAGCUUAAUUACAUCUGAUCGAAUCUGCCAGCUGGCAAAAGAAAGAGCUGAUGGCUAAAACUAAGAAGCCUGCUUUUGUUUACCUCUGUCUGAAAUCAAGGACCUAUUGUUUCAAAGAUUAUGAACACGUUCCAAUCGAAUAUCUGCUGUGAGGGAACGGAAAGUUUGACAGGUGUAGAAACAAUAACAAGGGGAGGGGGUCAACUAACAAUCUAGCCGUCAAUCCCGGGCUGGUUUUCCAGAGGGUUCGACUAACAGAUGGUAUUCAGAAAGUGGGCCUAAAGUUUUAGGGUGUUUCUUCUCUGUAUUUUAUGCACACGAAUGCCUGUUUUUUUUACAUUUCUUUUUAUGUUUCUAAUGAAUCAGCGACUUGGUUUCAGAGUUGCUGGUGCUGAUGUUACCUAUGACCUCGAACCUCUCUGUCAGUCUCUCUGACCACUGCCCUUUUUUCUUACUGCUCAGGAGUCUCCAGCUGUGAGAAGAUGUGGUAAUACGUAAUCUCUCUGGUUCACAAGGCAUUUUCACCGUCUGACUGCUGGAAAUUUGUAUGUAAUUCUUGUCAGUUAGAUUAAUGAAGUACAUUGUCAGCAAGUUGAUUUGAUGUUCAAGACUAUCAUCAGUGUUGCUUUAAAUCCUUGAUGAGCCGGAUGACAGAUGUGUAGUCUGUCAGUAAAACAGUGUGUUGUGCUGUAUAUAUAGGAUUCAACGCCCAACUUAGGGGUCUCAAGCCCCAAGUUUUAAACAUCGUGUUGGCAAGAGCUGGAUCAGCGUAGUCCCUGUUAGUGGGGUUACUGUGAGCUUUUUCACUGUGUGUAAGAUAAGUUAAUAUUUAAAACCCAGGACUGUUACAUCAGUAAGUACAUCUAUAUUAAACAUUUAAAAUGUGUUCUUAAUCUGCUCAUGUGAAAUUAUUGACUGCUGAGUAAACAUUACAAAGAGAAAUAAAGCUGAAUGAAAGGCGGAUGUGUAAGUGUGUCUCUUGGGGGAGUGGAGGGGGUUACUUUUCGUACCAUUGGGGUGGUUUUCCAUUGAGAAAAGGUUAGGCUUUAUUCCAGUGAAUCGGCCCUUCCUCUCAUCCGUGUUGUGUGAUUGAAACUGAGUCGACAUGCAAGGACCGGAAAAAAAAAU
This is a messenger RNA of Xiphias gladius (swordfish), 10100 nucleotides long. It is a transcript of the gene tanc2a, whose product is annotated as tetratricopeptide repeat, ankyrin repeat and coiled-coil containing 2a. Lineage: Eukaryota; Metazoa; Chordata; Actinopteri; Istiophoriformes; Xiphiidae. The record is from RefSeq and is a predicted model, not a curated record. The transcript is spliced from 30 exons. Gene Ontology annotation, biological process: regulation of dendritic spine morphogenesis. Gene Ontology annotation, cellular component: dendritic spine. Gene Ontology annotation, molecular function: protein binding. The coding region runs from base 893 to 6796 and encodes 1967 amino acids.